AUGUCAAUUAUCGAUCAACUUCUAAGCAUCAUGGUACGAGGAGACUCUCUCGUUGAAGACUUACAAUUCCUGGUUAAUAAUUCACGUUAUAGUGAUUUAGAAAUUAAAUGCAAGGAUGAUGUUAUUCUUUAUGGAAACCGUGCGAUCCUUGCGGCCCGCUGUGAUGUAUUCGAUAGAAUGCUCUUUACAAGAACAGAAAAAACACCCGGCAAGCAAGUCGCAUUUCCAAAAAUAGAAGCAUCGACCAUGAAGCAUAUUCUCAAGUAUUUGUAUACCGGAAUCAGAGUCAAAAAUGAUAUCACGACUGAUAAUGCUUUCGAAAUUUUACAAGCGGCAGAUUUCUUUCAAUUAAAAAGCCUUCGAGACUAUAUUUUAGAAUAUUUCAAAAAUAUUUGUGAGAAAGAAGAUGAAAAUCAAGUACCCGAAUUGUUAUCCAGGGCAGUUGAGCUGGAGCCACCUCUGGCGGAAAAUGGAGUUGUUGAUCACUUAAUCGACUCAAUGGCCAAGGUUUCUAUAGAUUCUAUUAGGAUUGAUCGAUUGUCGCUUAAAGGUUUGCAAUGUUUGUUAUCUAAGAGAAACGAGAAGAAACUCUUUGUGUCUAGCGAGUACUCCGUUAUUCGAUUUGCGAUCCUAGCAGCUGCAAAACAAGUAUCUCAGGAAGCAUUUAAUAUAUUGGAGAAAAAGUUACCAAUAUGGAGGGAUAUUGGAAAACUACUUCAAUCUGUCGACAAAAACAAAAAUUUGAUCGAGAAAAGAAUUAGCGCAUCGAUUGUUGAUUCAUUGAGGCUUGUCAUAAAUCACAUUGAAUUUAGAAGGGUUGAUGGAACAAUUCUUUCAAAAUUAAUCGAGCCAUUAAAUAUUGUCCCGAAAGAAAAGAUAAUGGAUUCAUAUAGUUUUCAAUUCAGUAAUAAAUCUCCACGGUCAGCAUAUUACGGCGUCCCUUACAUGUGGGAUAGAAAUGACCGUGGUCCGAAUUUAACUAUUGAUAAAAAUGGAUACACAGUCACAGCGAGUACAACGAAACAUCAAAGUGUGAAAACUGUUCAUCUCAUGAAUAGUGGGUCCUAUGAAUUUCGUGUUCUAAUCGAAAAAUGGUGUAAUAACUUAUCCAUUGGCGUUUGUGGUGAAGGCAUCGACUUUUCUAAACCAGCAGGAAGUCAAACUUGUGGAUGGGUUUUAGGCUCAGAUGGAUAUUGCUAUAAUAAUGACAAGUAUCUCUCUGUAACACCAUCUUUUAAGCGGGAUAACGUAAGAGUUAAUGUGUACUUAAACAUGAAUUAUAAGAAGGUUGAGGUUACAUUUUCUGUUGACGGCACAAAAUACUCACCGAUUACAUCGUGGAAUGAUCUUCCAUUAAGCCUCUAUUUUGUUGUUUCGUUAACUAAUCCAGGAAAGAUCAAGAUUUUAUCACCGGAUGAAUGA
Molecule: messenger RNA, 1422 nt
Organism: Acaulospora morrowiae
Lineage: Eukaryota; Fungi; Glomeromycota; Glomeromycetes; Diversisporales; Acaulosporaceae
Source: the annotation of a GenBank genome assembly